GUUACACCACCACAGUGAAGAGACACGAGUAAGAUCCAGUCUGCCUGUUCUGUCUAUCCGCACUGCUGAGCUCCAGAUGGGUUUAAAAGUGUGAUCAUGUCAGCACUGAUUGUCUCCUCACUGCUCAGGACCUGUGCUCGCAGCAUCGGGUCUGUGGAUGUGGUCCAACACAGGACAUGGUGGAGGUCUUACAUAACACACUUACUCCAGUGGCGUCGGUCAUUUCAUGUGGACGGCCCUCCUCAGACACCCUCACUGACCAGCAGCUACGUGCACGGCUCCUCCUCCAUCCCUCUGCUCCCCCUGACAGUGGGUGAGGUUCUGGACACCACGGUCCAGCGCUGGCCCGAUCGUGAAGCUGUGGUCUUCCUGCAAGACGACAUUCGCAAAACCUUCACCCAGUUUCAACAAGAUGUUGAUAAAGUGGCUGCAGGUCUUCUUGCUGUGGGUCUGAAACCAGGUGAUCGACUGGGAGUUUGGGGACCGAACACGUAUGAGUGGAUCCUUUUCCAGUUUGCUUCAGCCAAAGCCGGCAUCAUUCUGGUGUCAAUAAAUGUGGCCUAUCAAGUGAAGGAGGUGGAGUUCACUCUAAAGAAGGUUCAGUGUAAUGCUGUGGUCUGCCCCGCCCACUUUAAAACCCAGAGGUUCUGUGAGAUGCUGAAGGAGAUCUGCCCUGAGAUCAUCGCAACACCAGCAGGAGCCAUCAACUGUUCCAGAUUGCCUGACUUGCGCAUGGUGAUUGUGACUGACACCAGGCAGCCCGACAUGCUCCAUGUGGAGGACGUGAUGCAGGCAGCGGACAGUCGGCACCACAAAGAGCUGGUGGAUCUACAGAGAAAGCUGUCUUCAGAUGACCCAAUCAACAUUCAGUUCACAUCGGGGACGACAGGGAAUCCAAAGGGAGCCACUCUUUCUCACCACAAUAUCGUAAACAAUGCCUACUUUUUUGGCCUGCGUGUGGGUUAUGGAUGGAGACCCAAGGUGCGAGCGUGUGUCCCGGUACCCAUGUACCACUGCUUUGGCCAGUAAUCGGAGGAAUGUGUUAUGGCAGUGCACGGCAUCACGCUGGUCUUUCCGUCACCCAGCUAUGACUGUCGUGCCAACCUGCAGGCCAUUCAGAAUGAAAGGUGCACAUUUAUCUACGGCACUCCCACAAUGUUCAUUGACUUGAUAAACCAACAACAACUGCAUCAGUAUGACCUGUCAUCAGCUGAAGCGGGGAUUAUUGGAGGUUCUGCCUGUCCUCCACAGGUUGUGAGAAGACUGAAGACGGACAUGAACAUCAAAGAAGCUGUGAUUGCUUAUGGAAGCACUGAGACCAGUCCUGUCUCAUUUUUGGGAUUCCCACUGGACAAUGAGGACCUAAAAUUCAAUACUUGUGGAUGUAUCAUGAACCACACUGAGGCGAAAGUGGUCGAUCCCUCUACGGGGGAGAUUGUCCCACUGGGCAUCACAGGAGAGCUGAUGGUCAGAGGCACUUGUGUGAUGCAUGAGUACUGGGACGAUCCUGAGAAAACCAGAGAGGUUAUCUGCAAAGCCCAUUGGUACAGGACGGGCGACAUCGCCAGUCUGAAUAGUUUAGGUUACUGCCGUAUUGAAGGACGUAUAAAGGACAUGAUCAUCCGAGGAGGAGAGAACAUCUACCCUGUUGAGGUUGAGAAGUUUCUCCACACUCAUCCCAAAGUGCAAGACGUGCAGUUGGUUGGAGUGAAAGAUGAGCGGCUGGGAGAGCAGGUGUGCGCCUGCAUCAAGCUGAAAAAAGGCCAAACCUGCAGUCUGGAGGAGAUACAAGGGUUCUGCAAAGGCCAGAUUUCUCACUUUAAGAUCCCACACUAUGUGGUGUUUGUGGAUCACUACCCCAUGACAGCCACUGGAAAGAUCAAAAAGAACAAAUUGCAGCACUUAAUGGAGACGAAACUGGGACUUUAACUUGUGGUUCUGAUGGAAACAUCUGGAAUCCAGGUGAGAUGAUUGAUGACCUCUGAG
This is a messenger RNA of Thalassophryne amazonica, 1986 nucleotides long. Its product is annotated as medium-chain acyl-CoA ligase ACSF2, mitochondrial-like. Gene Ontology annotation, molecular function: medium-chain fatty acid-CoA ligase activity. The record is from RefSeq and is a predicted model, not a curated record. Gene Ontology annotation, biological process: fatty acid metabolic process. Lineage: Eukaryota; Metazoa; Chordata; Actinopteri; Batrachoidiformes; Batrachoididae.